Messenger RNA from Prorocentrum cordatum, 1740 nucleotides. The record is from the annotation of a GenBank genome assembly. NCBI's taxonomy places the organism in Eukaryota, Dinophyceae, Prorocentrales, Prorocentraceae.
GCGGCCAUCUCGGGCUGGGAGGAGCCGCGGCCGCCCGCGAGGGCGCGUCGCGGCUGGGACGACGCCGCGCCGCGGAGGUCCCGGACCCCGCCGCGCGACCGCGAGGCCGCCCGCGCCAGCCGCUGGGGCGACGACGGCGCCAGCCGCGCCCGGCGCGACGAGGGCGCGGGCGGCGACGGUCGCGAGGAGGGCGAGGCGGAGCGGGAGCCCGACCCCGAGCGCGUGGAGGCGGCCAAGAAGGUGGCGGAGGAGAUCAAGGACUCGCUGGCCAAGCGCUCGGACUUCGACCCGAAGGAUCUGUCCAAGCAGAUCGGCACCAAGCACAUGGGCGUGGCCAUCCACUGGAGCAACGCCCGCGGCUUCGGCAUCCUGAGGACCCAGGCACAUGGCGAGGUGUUUGUCCACGCCAAGUCCCUGACGAAUUGCACCGAGCUGGCCAUAGGAGACGUGGUUACGUUCGAGCUCGGCUACGACCGUAAGAGGCAGAAAGCAGAGGCCUUGAAUUGCCAGAAAGCGGGUGUCGGCGGCUACAAGGAGCCGGAGCACUUCCCGCGGAGCGCCUCCUCGGGCAUGGACGGCGACGCGCUGGCGGGCGCGGCGGAGGCUGCCGCGAAGAAGCUGAUGGGCGGGACCGCGCCCCAGCGCGCACGCGAGCGUCCGUCCGUCCGUCCGCGCCCCGGCGGCGCCCGCGCGGCCGCAAUGAAGCUGGAGGCCGUGCUGCUCCUGCUGGGCCUCGCCGCCGCCGCGGGCGCGGGGGCCGCGGCCGCAUCGAAGAAGAGGCCGAAGGUCCACCUGGACGUCGGCUUCACGGACUUUCAGAACAACCUGACCUCGCAGGUGGCGGCGCAGGUCAAGCAGGCCGCCGCCUCGGCGAGGUGGUCGCCCGCCCAGGGGGACGUCCUCGCCGCCAACGUCACGAAGGCGCUGGGCGACGGCCUGAGCGCGGCGCUCAAGCCGCUGAAGCUCAGCAUCGGCAAGACCUGGAUGGCCUUGCCCCAGGAUGCGCAAAAGGACGCCUACGUGUCGCAGCUCAAGUCCGCCUUUCUUCCCGUCUUCGCGUCCUCGGCCAGGACCGCCGAGAGCCACCUGCGCCUGAGCCUGGAGCGCCUCGCGGGCGGCGCGGGCGCGCGCGACGUGGCCGCCUGCGGGCGCGCCCUCGUCGACGGCCUGCUCGCCGAGCACUGCUACGACGCCUCGGUCGGCGGCGCGCCGGCCGCGGCCUCCGCGCACGCCGCGCCCCAGGGCAACGCCACCAAGAGGAGGUUUUGCAUCCAGUCGGUGGUGGACGGGCUCGCCCAUCGCCUGAACGACACGCAGGGCCUGCUCAGCAUGUCCAUGCGGUUCGAGGCGGGCGCGAUGUCGCUGGCGCAAAAGGCCAAGGCCAAGGCCGCUGCUCAGAAGUACUGAGAGUUCGCCUCUCCUGCUCGAAUCCUCCUCUCCCUCCUCCUUCGCCUCCCCCCCCUCCCUCCCCCCAGACCUCCGACGGUGUGGUCUUUUUCCGGCCGCGGCGUGGGUCCCUUCCCCUCGGGUUCCGGGGGCCGCCUUCUGCCUCCCGCGGGGCCGGGGCGGCAGCUCUGUGGCCGCGGAGCGACGAGAGAUCACAUCGGCGGACGCCUGCCGAGGCCUCCCAACCCCUCCCGGGGUCCAAGCGCGCGCUGCUUUUCCGGGCCGCUGCAUCCAGCCGCGACGACGAGGUGAGAUGGCCACUCGAGGGCCAAUUGCCGUUGUCUCAACUCGCCC